Messenger RNA from Papaver somniferum (opium poppy), 1632 nucleotides. Its product is annotated as (S)-scoulerine 9-O-methyltransferase-like. Bases 128 to 1261 code for a protein of 377 amino acids. Lineage: Eukaryota; Viridiplantae; Streptophyta; Magnoliopsida; Ranunculales; Papaveraceae. Gene Ontology annotation, molecular function: O-methyltransferase activity; S-adenosylmethionine-dependent methyltransferase activity; protein dimerization activity. The transcript has 3 exons. The record is from RefSeq and is a predicted model, not a curated record. Gene Ontology annotation, biological process: methylation.
UGGUGCACCGCUAUAAUCUAUAAGUAUCCGCACCAUGUACCAUAAAAUCAUUGUAACAAAUUACACAGAUACAAAACCACCACUACUUGAUCAAUAUCAUCAAAAAAACUAAAGUAAAUAAAUUAAGAUGACUAUGAAUGGGAAUGGUCAUGGUCAAGAACAUCACGCUGCUGCUGCUGAUUACCACGUUGAUGUCUCUUACCUUUCUGAAAAUGCAAACUUGGGUAAGUUAAUAUGUAUUCCAAUGGCACUGAGAGCUGCAAUGGAGUUAAACGUCUUCCAGAUAUUUUCAAAAUUCGGGCCGGACGCAAAGGUUUCCGCUUCUGAAUUAGUCUCUAAAAUACCGAAGGCAUCCGGUAACCCUGACGCAGCCAUGUAUUUAGAUAGGAUUCUCCGAUUACUCGGUGCAAGCUCAAUUCUCUCUGUCUCUACUAGAAUGAACAGUACCGGAGAUCAUGCAGUAGUACCGGAGAGACUGUAUGGAUUAACGAGUGCAUCGUAUUGUUUAGUGCCUCGAGAAAAAGAUGAAGUUUCGCUAGUACCACUCUUGGUAUUGCAAUCUGAUAAGGUUAUCGUUGAUAGUUUUUUCAAACUGAAAGAGAUGGUUAUGGAGAAAGAUGUAGUGCCGUUUGACGCUGCUCAUGGUACUAGCAUCUUCGAGUAUGCUUGUAAAGAGCCAAGGUUGAAUAAGGUUUUCAACGAGGGAAUGGGAGCUUUCUCCGUUGUUGUUUUUGAAGCUGUUUUUAAGUAUUACGAUGGGUUUUCUGGGAUGAAAGAGUUGUUAGAUGUUGGUGGUGGUAUCGGUACUUCUAUUAGAAAGAUUGUCUCGAAAUACCGUUCCGUUCGUGGUAUCAACUUCGACUUGCCUCAUGUCAUUUCUGUUGCUCCUCAAUACCCUGGUGUAGAGCAUGUCGAAGGAGACAUGUUUGAAGAAGUCCCCAAGGCUCAAAACAUGCUGCUCAAAUGGAUACUUCACGAUUAUGACGAUGAACGUUGCGUGAAGUUGUUGAAGAACUGCUGGAAUUCGUUACAAGUGGGUGGAAAAGUUAUGAUAAUUGAGUUUGUUGUUCCUGACAGACUUGUCAACAAUGCAGAGUCGUUCAACGCGUUGAACUCUGAUUUGAUUAUGAUGGCUCUGAAUCCAGGCGGUAAAGAACGGACAGUUUCCGAAUUUAACGAUUUAGCCGAUGCAGCUGGAUUCGUGAAGUGUGUACCUUUCUUGAUCUCUGAAGGACUUCAUCUCAUUGAGUUUCAUAAAUGAGUCAUUUGAAAUUUCUCACCAAGACGAGUUGAGAGAAUUUCGAUGAAGCUCACAAGCUAGCAUAAGAGAUACCUCAAUUUGCUUGGUUGGAAAGCAUGGAGCAGUUAGAGAUCAUAUGGUUUAAGGAUUUCGUGAUUAGCUUGCUUCAUCUUCAUGUUCAUGAUCAUUUGUCGUCUUAGCUUGUUUUUUUUUUGUUUUUUUUUUACGAGAGAUAAACCCAACUGGGAUUAAUCCAGUGGGCUUAGCGGGCUGACUCUUGAGGUUAAAGGUAAGGAGGAGAAUCCUGUGCCUUGCUCCCAAUUAAUUUAGCCCCUGAAUGAUGUUUAAGUAGUUGUUCUUGCAAGUGUGAUUAUAUGAGAAUUUUCCGCGCA